GAUCAAAUUGCAAUCGCAGUCGCAUCUUCUGAUCAGCGGUAACCACAGCGUCCCACAAUGCAUUGCACGGGAAACAUAACAAAAAAAUGAAAGAUGGCGGCGGAGCGCGAAUCCCUGGGGUAUUUAAAAUUUGCAAGAAAAUAAAUGAGCUAUGGAUGAUGGAACACCACUGCUCUUAGUACAAUAUCAAAGAUGACUUUCUGGUGUUCUUAAAAUACGUAUACCAAAUGCUCAAGUUUCUUAGGAAGAGAAACAAGCAGCCAGUAGAGCCACUGGGGCAAGCUGAAAAUGCGACAGACGAGGAGGGCAGCGCAGAUGAACUGCAGCCCACAGUGGACUAUCUGGAAGAGGUGUUAAAGCCUUUGUUUGAAAGAAUACAGCCAACGGCCCCUGAGGAAUAUGUUGUUCCAGUAGCAGAAGUGGAGCGACUCUGGUCCAGAUUCCAGCAGCUUGGACUCAAUGAUGAUCAAACUCUGCCAAGUGAGACAUUCCAGCAACAUCCUUACUCAACAGAUCCUUUUGUGAGACAGAUUUGGAGGACUUUUCCAAGAGAUGAGAAUGGAAAUGUGACUUUCCAUUCAUUCGUUGGUGUAUUGAUGUGGUGGAAAACUGCACCACUGGACCAGAAGCUGGCAGGUAUUUUUAAGCUGCUCAACAAAUCACAGCCUUUGGAUGUCCCUGCCUUACAGCAAAUCAUCACAAAGCUUGAUAGCAGUCUUGAUGAAGAAACUGCCAAGUCCAAAGCAGAGUUGUUAGUGAAAACAAUUGAUGACAAGGACCAAGGAUACAUUGAUGUUGACCAGUGGGUUAAUUGGGUUUUACAACUUCCAGAAGAUGAAAUCACCAAACUCACCAAGUUUACCAUUUUACCAGCAGAGAUGGGCACACAGACGCCGCACAGCAGGGCAAGGUCAGAAAAUCAGUCAGCCAUCUCAAAUGAGUUUCUAGUGGACAUUGCCAGUAGAAUUGGUGAAAAAGACUGGAUUCCAUUGGCCCGUGAACUUGGUUUUACCAAGCAGGAAAUACGAGAUGUGAAGAAGAAGUACCCACAUCGUUCACGAGAACAAGUUUAUCAGAUUUUACUGCUUUGGAGAGAAAAGAUGGGACAAGAGGCAACUGUUGCCACAUUAGAACUGUCGUUGAGUAAAUCUGGAGUGGAUACACAGGCAAACCAUCCAUAAGUCACAAACAUCUUUAUUUAUUCAUGAGAAGUGGGUUGAAAUUAACCCAGAUAAGAAUGGCUGUACAAAAUUGAUGUAACAGAAAAUUACAGAACAUUAUUAUUAAAUACUUUUAUAAUAUUUGUUACAUUUUAGGGUAGAAGAUGAUAACAAGUAAAAUUUGUUUUUAGUUACGUUGUUGAUGUACAUUGUAUGAGGUAUAAAAGUGCAAUGGUAUACAGUGUUAAAUAUUGUUGUAUUAUAAGUAUUGUGUGAUAAAGUAAUUAAUUAAUUAAAUAAAUUAUUGUCAAGGAAAAGGUUGUUGUUAUUCAUCAUGGUAGAUGCAAUAAUAA
Messenger RNA from Orbicella faveolata, 1513 nucleotides. RefSeq lists its product as uncharacterized. Gene Ontology annotation, biological process: signal transduction. Gene Ontology annotation, molecular function: protein binding. Lineage: Eukaryota; Metazoa; Cnidaria; Anthozoa; Scleractinia; Merulinidae. The record is from RefSeq and is a predicted model, not a curated record.